AUGUUUCCUCCAAUUAUGGAGCCUCCGCCUCAGAAAGAACUGUCCUCUCCUGAUGAGCCAUCAUCUCAAGCCGGGGAUGAGCCGUCUCAGCAAAAGGCAUCUCUCCAGGAAGAGUUCUCACUGAACAAAGGAUCAUGUCUUCAAGGAGAACCGUCUCACCAGGAUCAGCCUUCAACUCAGGAUGAGCCAUCUCAGGAAAAGGCAUCUCUCCAGGAAGAGCCACUGCUGAACAAAGAACCAUCUCCUCGAGAGGAACCAUCUGAUCAGGAGCAGCCGUCAUCCCUCAAAGAGCCAUCAACUCUGGAGGAGCCAUCUCGCGAUCAACCAACUUCUCACGAUGAGAUCUCUCCCCAGGAACAAUCAUCUCCUCAGAAUGCAACAUCAGCCCAGGAAAAGUCACCACCUCGAAAAGUGCCAUCGCCUCACAAGUAUCCACUCGGAGGAGUACAGAUCCAUAUCGGGCUUGUGAGAGUCGCCGCGAAAGCUCUUUCCAGUCACAAUAUCCCGAUGGUAGAAUACGGCCAGCAGAUUCAAUGGCGCUCGAAGGAUCCUGUCGUCCUGAUGUGUGUUGAAUGGGGAAUCCCAGAUACCCUACUCCCACUCGCAGCACAGCUUCUAUCGGACUGCGGAUUUGAGGAACAUGUUCCGGGAACAGACCCCUUUGACAGGAACGUAAAGUGGGAGCAAGCCGGCGUCUCCUACCUAGUGGGUAAUCGCGGUCAACUAAAUCUCUAUCCACUGUCGCUUUUCGGCUUUGAGCUCAAAGACACCGUCGAAGUCAUUUCUACCUUCGAUCCUAUGCGAACUAUCUUGACACCCAAGCCACACAUCUACAUGAAGUCAAUGAUUCAUCUGCUUCUCAACCAUCCACCCGAAGAUGCUCUCAGGUUGCGUAUUGAAGAUGACAUGCUGUCUUUCAUUUCAUUCUACCUCUUCAACGACGAGCCGCUGAAUACAAAGGAGGAAGGAUGGGAGGAAAGAAUGGAGAGCGAGGAGGAUUUUCAGAAAAGAGUUGAGAUUGUAGCGGCAGAGGUCAAUUCAUGGGAAUGGGACUGUUUGAAGGAUAUGCAGAUUGCUGAAUCCCUCGUUCGCCAUUGCGAGACAGUUGAGACCCUAACUAGUUUUUAA
This is a messenger RNA of Penicillium salamii, 1128 nucleotides long. The record is from the annotation of a GenBank genome assembly. NCBI's taxonomy places the organism in Eukaryota, Fungi, Ascomycota, Eurotiomycetes, Eurotiales, Aspergillaceae.